AUGCAGGAUGAUUACAUUAGCCUGAUCUCAAACAAAGGAGAUGGGAAAGAGCUGCAAACAAGGUGUGUAUAUAGUGGCUAUCCCUUCAAGCAGUGGUUAGUCUGCAAGGAAUCUGCCGUGGAACUGAAGAGGACUGACGUCACCCAUCAGUAUCUGUCCUUCGUGUAUGACCGAUGUCAACACACAGGGCUGCUGCUGUCACAUUCAGAGGAAGAGGGGGCCUUGUUGUCUGUAUUUACCAUCCAGAAGGACGGUCUAAGCAACAAGACCAAGUCCUCCUCACGGCGUAUGCUCUUUCGACCAAACGGCAUCUUCCUGGGGGACAACCAUGUCAUCCUCUAUGGCGCUGAGGUGUGGUCAUCCUCAGACCGGGGCUUUACCUUUAGGCAAAUCUUCUCCCUGCAAGGCGAGGUGGUGACUGAUGUGCUGAGCUGCAACUACAACGCUAUGCUGGUGCUACUGACUGAUCAGGGGAGUAUUUACCUCAUGAAAACAGGUCUGGAGAGGUUUGCCAGGUUAAAUGAGACCCUAAACUCCAAAACCUUUCUGCUGUUCGAUCACAUGGGGAUCCUCAUGGCUGUCGAACUGGAUUCAACUAAACCCAGCAGCCUAAGAUACAGGAUCAUCUCCGUCAACAAACUUAUCCAGGAGCAUGAUAUUGCCUUCAAGAGGUCAAUAGCCUUGCAGUACUACACGACUGAGUAUGUCCUGCUUCAUGAGUUUGUGCCAGACAUUGAGGUGUCCAGCAGUUUUCGGUUCCACCCUCACCACGUGGGCAAAAUCUUCAGCCUGAGGAGACAUCCUGGAGCCAGUCCGUGCUCCCUCAAAGACCGCCGAGCCUGUGCAGGAAAAUAA
Molecule: messenger RNA, 855 nt
Organism: Clupea harengus (Atlantic herring)
Lineage: Eukaryota; Metazoa; Chordata; Actinopteri; Clupeiformes; Clupeidae
Product: cation channel sperm-associated protein subunit beta-like
Exons: 8
Coding region: 1-855 (284 amino acids)
Cellular component (GO): cilium; CatSper complex
Source: RefSeq, a predicted model, not a curated record